AUGAGGGAUGUUCUCGCCUUAACGCUUCCUCGAACAACCUACAUAAAUACAUCGAUAAAAUUGGCUAAGCCACCCAUUGUGGAGCGCGACAAUGCCCUAUGGGAGCGCGAUAACACCAUUGCUGCGCUCCAGUUUCAGGAGAACACAAUGAGUGCUUUGUUGGGUGGUGGCGGCGGCGCACGUGGGUUGAAGCGCAUGAGCUUGCAGUCGACCCAUAUGCUGAUGGAACAGUGCAUAAAUGAUGCACUCCCAGUGUCCGCCGUUCCAUGUGAAGCAGCAAAAUCACUUAAGGCAGCAGCAAGGAUUGCUACAAACAAGGAUCUCAAAUCGAAGAUAGCUAAGCCACCUAGGAAAGGGAAGAAAAUAAACGAGGAUUUGAACACAACCGACGGGUCUAAGGCUAAAUUGGAUGCUCAGGAAAACCCAACAACAAAUUGA
Andrographis paniculata is the source of this 438-nucleotide messenger RNA. RefSeq lists its product as uncharacterized. Bases 1 to 438 code for a protein of 145 amino acids. NCBI's taxonomy places the organism in Eukaryota, Viridiplantae, Streptophyta, Magnoliopsida, Lamiales, Acanthaceae. The record is from RefSeq and is a predicted model, not a curated record. The transcript has a single exon.